AUGAAACGAAGACUUAGUUUAGGGAUCGCUAUAAUCGGCGCAACAAAAGUCCUAAUACUGGAUGAGCCGACCUCUGGAUUAGAUCCAGAAGCUCGCAGAGGGAUAUGGGAUGUAUUGCAAGAGUUGAGACAAAAGAAGACAAUACUAUUGACCACUCAUUACAUAGAAGAAGCGGAUGUACUGACUAUUAUCUACUAUACUUACUACCACUUCGAUCACUUCCACUUUCAUUUGACACAUUUCUUCGCCCAUCAUUGGGACGAUCAUAACGCCCAACACGUGUUGGCCCACAAACUUCUCAAAGACCGCACCAACACUACCGGUGCCUUUCACUGGUUCCGCCGGUCGGCAGAUAAGGGUCACCCGCAGUCGGCCUACAACUUAGCGGCCGGGCAUCUGAGUGGUCAUCGGACUGACGUGAAAAAAGGUGAAGUGAGAAAACUACUAAAAUAUGCCGCAAAAAAUGGUGUCCUCGAAGCAAAAACUUUAUUACGAGAGUUAUGCCGUGAGAAACCUAAUUAUUGUGACCUUUGAACUGAUUUUUAAAAAUUAUUACUAUUUUCCCA
Molecule: messenger RNA, 566 nt
Organism: Oppiella nova
Lineage: Eukaryota; Metazoa; Arthropoda; Arachnida; Sarcoptiformes; Oppiidae
Source: the annotation of a GenBank genome assembly